CAAUGAUGGAUGUUAAACCCUAGAUAGUCCUCAGAGCACUAUCUAUACCCUCUUCCUCCUCUUCCUGCUCAUCCUCCUCUUCCUGCUCAUCCUCCUCUUCCUGCUCAUCACCAUGGACUCCCCUUCUAAGAAGUCCCGUGUGUUGUCCCACCUGCGGCAGCGCGCCGGGCCCCUCCUCUCUACCAUCCGACGGGGCAGGAAGAGCCCCAGUAAGACUGAGGUGUUUCCAGAACAUGUCUUAAACCACAGGAUGAGUUCCUCUGUCCCAGACAUCACCCCCACCUCCUCCCUGGCCCAGCAGGACUACCAGACUUACAGCAGCCCCAACACUCCCGUCAUGAAGACUGUUGGAGACAGAAGACAGGGAGGAGGUGCUAACUCCCACACUGUUAACACGGCUGGGAGUGCUGGGAGCGACGCUGCUCCGAACAGACUGAGUGUUCCGGUGGACCAGGCUGACUGGACGUCCCAGGAGUCAGUGUGUAGUGGACCCAGUGCUACUUCUUAUGAGGAGGAGGACCUACCAGAGGAGAGCCAUGCGCAGAGAGCUGCCUCUGCUGGAGGGGGGUCAGGGACAGGGGCCUUGGAGCUGCAGGACCACACGGGACACUGUAGUGAACACACUCCCACUGGCCUGCACAGCAGAGAGAUCCCCUCAGUGGAGAUAUCAGAGGACAUGACGCAGCAGAACGGUGACAGCCAUGACCUUGAGACCCAAACAUCACAAGACAUGGAGAACAACAGUUUUGAGAUGGGGAGUCCUACUGAGAUGCUGAGUGUAUCCGACAGCACCAGAGAGUCCCAGAGGUCCUACCUCCUCUCUAUCAACCUGAAGGAAGGACGCAACCUGGUCAUCAGAGACCGCUGUGGUACGAGUGAUCCUUACGUGAAGUUUAAACUGGAUGGGAAGACACUAUACAAGAGCCGAGUGGUUUAUAAGAACCUCAACCCAACAUGGAACGAGUCCUUUGCUUUCCCUGUCAGAGACCUGGACCAGAGACUGUAUAUUAAGGUGUAUGACCGGGAUCUGACCAUGGAUGACUUCAUGGGAUCCAGCUACGUUCUCCUCAGUGAUCUGGAGAUGGAAAAGGUGUGUGAGCUGUCCGUGCGUCUGGACGACCCCAACAGUCUGGAGGAGGACAUGGGAGUCAUCAUGCUGGACAUGUCUCUCUCUCUCAGGGAUAGAGACAACGAGAGGAACUCUAGGUGGCCUAAGAGGAAGAGGAGUAUCAGGUCUCCGCUGGCCCAGAGUGGUCGUCUAUCAGAGUCUCUGAGGAAGUGUCAGCUGUGGUCAGGUGUAGUGGGGGUGACCCUGGUGGAGGGACAGGACCUGCCAGAGGACGGACCUGGAGAGCUGUUUGUACGAUUCAGACUGGGGGAGCAGAGAUACAAGAGCAGGAACCAGCCCAAGAAGGCCAACCCACAGUGGAGGGAGAGGUUUGACUUCAACCGGUUCCCGGAGGGUCCUGGGGUCCUGGAGAUAGAGGUCUGGAACAAAGAGGGACGCAAAUAUGAGGAGUGUUACGGCAUGUGUGAGGUGGACCUGUCCAGUGUUCUACCCAACCAGUCUCAGCUGUUCACGCGGGUUCUCAAAGAGGGAAAAGGUCGGGUGGUCUUCCUGAUCACUCUGAGCAUGUGUAGUGGCGUCUCCAUCUCCGACAUGUGUGCCCCGCCCCUCGAGGAGCCUCAGGAGAGAGAGAACACUCUGGAGAAAUAC
Molecule: messenger RNA, 1717 nt
Organism: Salvelinus namaycush (lake trout)
Lineage: Eukaryota; Metazoa; Chordata; Actinopteri; Salmoniformes; Salmonidae
Product: multiple C2 and transmembrane domain-containing protein 2-like
Exons: 10
Biological process (GO): regulation of neurotransmitter secretion
Cellular component (GO): synaptic vesicle membrane
Molecular function (GO): calcium ion binding
Source: RefSeq, a predicted model, not a curated record